AUGAAGACACUCACGCCCAGCUGGGCAGCCCGAAGCAUGGCUGGCCUCCUGGCACUGCCACUGCUACCAGUGCAAGCCUCCGUUGAGAACCCAAGCUUAGCCCCAGCACCUCCAAUGGGGUUCAACAACUGGGCACGCUUUAUGUGCGAUCUGAACGAAACGCUUUUCACCGAAACAGCACAGGCAAUGCUAGACCGUGGUCUCCUCGACGUAGGCUAUGACCGUCUUACGCUGGACGACUGCUGGAUGACCCACGACCGUGCCGAUGACGGCUCCCUCCAGUGGGACACCGAAAAGUUCCCGCAUGGGAUCCCCUGGCUCGCCAAGUACAUGAAUAGCAAGGGCUUCCAACUCGGCAUCUACGAAGAUUCCGGGAACUUGACUUGCGGCGGCUACCCAGGCUCUUACAAAUACGAGGAGCAGGAUGCUAAACUGUUCGCUAGCUGGGGCAUCGAUUACCUUAAGCUGGACGGAUGCAAUGUCUGGGGGAGGAAGGCCGCUCGCUGCGCGAAGAGUACCCCGCUUAUAUUUUCCAAUUCCGCGCCCGCAUAUUUCGAAGGCGAACCGGGAGACUGGGCGGUCGUUAUGAAUUGGGUCCCAGAGUCCGGCGAGUUGGCGCGUCACUCGGCGGAUGUGAUUAACUAUGCCGUGGAUGGCAAUGCCUGGGAUAGCAUUAUGUAUAACUACGACUUCCACGCGCGUCUAGUGCGUUACCAGCAACCGGGCUACUAUAAUGAUCCCGACUUCUUGAUCCCAGACCACCCGAACCUAUCGAUGAACGAGAAGAAAUCCCAGUUUGCAGUCUGGGCCUCCAUUGGUGCGCCACUGAUUCUCAGCGCUUACGUCCCCGAUCUCUCAGAUGAGGAGAUUGCAUUCCUGAGCAACAAGGCUCUCAUCGCCGUGAACAAGGACCCCUUGGCACAGCAAUCUGCCCUUGUUAGCCGUGAUGGCACCUUUGACGUCUUGACCCGCUCCCUGGAGAACGGAGACAGACUCCUGACCGUGCUGAACCGCGGAGCUGAUACAGCCACCACGACCGUUUCCCUUGCGCGUCUCGGUCUGUCGUCGAAGUCUUGCAAGUAUGAGGCCCGUGACCUUGUCACCGACGAAGUCUCAACUAUCGACUCUGCUAUUAAAGUCCAGCUCGAUACCCAUGCUGCCAAGGUCUACCGUAUUGCGCUGCCCAAAGAGUGCUCCAAGACCACCCCUACCGCGAUGGUUUUCAACACGCCGUCUGACCUUUGCAUGACUGCUUCUACUGAUUCUGUUACCUUUGAGAAAUGCAGUGGCUCAGACUCCCAGGUCUGGCACGUGGCCGCAACAGGCCAUGACACUAAGCUAACUUUGAGUCCUCUAUCGGAUGAUUCGCUUUGUCUAGCUGCUGGAGAUGGGCUUUCGCUUGCCAAGUGUGAUGGUGGAGACGGUACUGACUGGGAUCACUAUAUUUCGGGUCAUUUGCGUAGUUCCUCUGGAAAGUGUUUGACUCAGACCAAGGAAAAGGGCAGUGUCGAAGCAUGUGUGAUUGAUAGUGUUGGGCAGAUCUUUGGAUUGCCAAGUGGAGUCCGUCUCGCCAAGGGAAAUUUGAGCUAG
Molecule: messenger RNA, 1590 nt
Organism: Penicillium coprophilum
Lineage: Eukaryota; Fungi; Ascomycota; Eurotiomycetes; Eurotiales; Aspergillaceae
Gene: aglA
Product: putative alpha-galactosidase
Exons: 2
Coding region: 1-1590 (529 amino acids)
Biological process (GO): carbohydrate metabolic process
Molecular function (GO): hydrolase activity, hydrolyzing O-glycosyl compounds
Source: RefSeq, a predicted model, not a curated record